This is a messenger RNA of Leishmania major strain Friedlin, 768 nucleotides long. RefSeq lists its product as hypothetical. Bases 1 to 768 code for a protein of 255 amino acids. The record is from RefSeq and is a predicted model, not a curated record. The transcript has a single exon. Lineage: Eukaryota; Euglenozoa; Kinetoplastea; Trypanosomatida; Trypanosomatidae.
AUGGCCACCUCGGCCCCUCUCUCGAAGAGCUCGUCGCCGCCGAAGCAGCAGCCGAAUGCGGCGGUGGCGAAGCGCGGCGCGACUCUGACGGGCAAGCCCAAGUCCACCUCGACGCUGACGUCGCACAAAGACCCUGUUGUCUACCACGGCUCUGUCAUUUUGAACAACCUUCCGGUAAACUACAAGAAGGUGUACACCCACACCGUGCGCCGCUUCUUCACAUCGGCGCAGCAGCAGCACAUUAAGGACGUGCGGCUGAUCGAGGAGAUCGGCAACGCAACACUGUGUGUUGAGGUAGAUAGCAAGGCCACCGCGCAGCUCUUCUUCCGCCAGCUGCAGAACCGCAGGGUGUACGGCCGGCGCUGGAAGGUACAGUACGUCCCCACAUCAGCGACGGACUGCAGCCCUGAGGCGUGCCUGGUCGACUGCUUCCUGGUACCGCCGGCCUCGAAAAACUUGGCGGAGCGUGCGCUAAGCGGCAUUCCUGGACUUCUCUCCUUCAUAGACACACCGGAUGAACCGCUGCCGGCGACCGCAGCUGCAGCCGCAUCCGAGCCGUCGCCUAUUCAAGACGCUGACAACGAUAGUGACGUCGAUGGCGGCGAGUGGGACCCCUACCAGGGCCAGCAGCGUCACAGGCUUCUUGUUUCCUUCGCAGACGAGGGCAGUGCGCUGCAUGCACGCGCCGUGCUGUCGGGACGCCUGGUAGGGACGUCUGGCGUGCGUAUGUUUCUCGAGUGCCGUCGUGGCGGUGAUGCGGUUCCGUAG